CACCGUAACUUCCAUGAUCUUAGUUUUGGAAAAAAAAACUUUUAUGAUGAGGUUGACUUGACUACAGGGAAGAAUCACCAGGAAGCAAUCGUCAAUUGUGUUUCAAUUGAAAGUUAUUUCUUGAGUAUUUUGAUUUUAUGUACAAUCUUUCUUGACACCAACAUCUUCGCAGGAAAAAUGUUUAUUAGAAUGAGCGUGAUUGAGAUGACACUUAUAUUGCUGCUUUUCGUGACUUUGUCAGCUGUUGCCGAACAGUUGGACGCAUGGGGAGAAGGCGGUCGUGACAUUAGCAGCCAAAACAGUAGGAGCACAUGGCAAGAAGCAAAAGAUUAUGCUUCUGGUGUAAUAAAUGGGGCGAAGGAAAUGCACAGGGCUUACAAUGACAUGAAAGAAGCAAACUGGAAAAAUUCUGAUAAGUACUUUCACGCAAGGGGAAAUGCAGAUGCUGCUAAACAUGGAACUGGCGGACGACAUGCGGCAAAGGUCAUCAGUGACCUCCGUGAAGUUUAUGGAUUAAUCAAGGGUGAUAGUGCCGCGGACAUAGCAGCUGAUCAAAAUGCCAAUAAGCAUGGCCGUAACGGUGGAGAUCCGAAUAAGUAUCGUCCGGAAGGACUGCCCAAAAAGUUUGUUUUAUCUAAAACAUGAAAUCUAAAACAUGAAAGAGCAUUUCAUUUUACAACCUCUAUUUGCAUCAUUCUCAUAAGUAGCCAAUUGCAUGGAAAGCUUUCAACAUAUCAACUUCCUCGUUAAAGACCACCAAUAUGAUGAGGUCGACUUGACUACAAGGAAGAAGCAUCACGGUCAAAUUUAAAGUAACACUCAUCAAGUGUGCUUUGAUUUUAAAAUUAUUUCAUGAGGAAUCUUCAUUACUAAUGAUUUAUGAAUAAUUUGAAAUUAACAUUAAUUUUAGUUGACGUAGACGAAAUAAAAUAAAAAAUAAAAAAAAACAAUUUACAAACCCAUGCUAGGCUAUAAAAUCGUGCACUGCAGCAAGGUUUUAGCCGUGGUUUCAAGUUUAGUAAGGAGAUGAAAUGUUACAAUAAGCUAAAAUAAAUAUUUUUAUCAGAUGUGCAUGUAGUACCAGUCUGUUAUAAAAUGGCUUCAACAACUUACACUUUUAAAUAAAGUCAGUACUGGACCCUGUUACUGAGUUUUCAAAAUUUAAAACAGGAGCAUACAGUUUGGAGCAGACCUGGAGAUGUUAAAUUGUUCUCAGACUUUUGAACGUCUCACUUUCUAUAUCUAACAGACUUCAGAAAAUAUCUCAAAAUCAACAAAAUCAAAAUUUGGAGGAUAUAUCUACCAAAGUUCAAUAGGUAAGCGAAACAAUGUGCAUUGGAAACAUCUAUUUUAAUGUUUACUGACAUAGUGUUAUCUGUUUCAUAGCAUUGUUAAGUAC
Molecule: messenger RNA, 1399 nt
Organism: Ruditapes philippinarum (Manila clam)
Lineage: Eukaryota; Metazoa; Mollusca; Bivalvia; Venerida; Veneridae
Product: serum amyloid A-5 protein-like
Exons: 5
Coding region: 178-645 (155 amino acids)
Cellular component (GO): extracellular region
Source: RefSeq, a predicted model, not a curated record